UGGAUAUUUUUAGUAGUUUUAGAGUUAUUGCCCUUGACUUAGUAAAAUUUUGUCAUUUUCAACUUGUGUCACAUGUAACUCAAAAAGUAUUUGACCGAGAGUCAUGAAACUUUACAGGAAUGUUGAUCAGUAUGUGAAGUUGUGCACCUGGGUAUUUUUGUUUGGAUAUUUUUAGUAUUUUUAGAGUUAUUGCCCUUGACUUAGUAAAAUUUUGUAAUUUUCAACUUGUGUUCCAUGUAACUCAAAAAGAAUUUGACCUAGAGUCAUGAAACUUUACAGUAAUGUUUAUCAGUAUGUGUAGUUGUGCACCUGGGUAUUUUCGUCUGGAUAUUUUUAGUAGUUUUAGAGUUAUUGCCCUUGACUUAGUAAAAUUUUGUCAUUUUCAACUUGUGUCGCAUGUAACUCAAAAAGUAUUUGACCGAGAGUCAUGAAACUUUACAGGAAUGUUGAUCAGUAUGUGUAGUUGUGCACCUGGGUAUUUUCGUCUGGAUAUUUUUAGUAGUUUUAGAGUUAUUGCCCUUGACUUAGUAAAAUUUUGUCAUUUUCAACUUGUGUGGCAUGUAACUCAAAAAGUAUUUGACCUAGAGUCAUGAAACUUUACAGGAAUGUUGAUCAGUAUGUGUAGUUGUGCACCUGGGUAUUUUCGUCUGGAUAUAGGUCCUCUACCAAAAUUGUUCAAAUUUUAGCCCUGGGGUCAAAAUUGGCCCCACUCCAGGGGGUCAUAGAUUUUCCUUAUAUGUAUAUAGUGAAAACUUAAAAAUUCUUCUUGUUUGAAGGUACAAGGCUUUAAGUUCAAAGAAUAUUACAGUUUAUGCCAUGAUUAAUAUAUAAAUAAAGCCUUAUGUCUUCAAUUGUUGUGUUAAUAAUAACCAGUACUCGGCGGGGGAUAUAAAUUCAACGAAUUUGCUUGUUUAUUAAAAAAUUAAAAUUUAUCAUUUUAUUUUUCAGCUGCUUGGCAAGCAAUCAGACAUGUGUUCCCCAGUUGUGUACUGAAAGGAUGUGUCUUCCACUGGAACCAGAGGCUGUAUCGGAAGAUCCAGGCGGAAGGUCUUGCCACCUCAUAUCAAGAUAAGCAGGACAAACAUGAAUUUCUCCGUAAGGUCAUGUCCCUGCCUUUUCUUCCUAGUGAGCAGAUCCCGCCUGCCUUCCGACAGCUGAUGGCCCAGGCUAUGGAAGUUGGUGGACCAAUAUUGGCUGUGAUGGAGUACGUGGAGAGGACGUGGAUCAACGGUAGUUUGUGGCUGCCGAUUCACUGGAGUGUAUUCCGUGAGACCGUUCGGACGAACAACGACGUUGAAGGAUGGCACAGAAGGAUCAACACACGAGCAGGACGUGCGGACUUGGGAUUAUACAUGUUACUACCAUUAUUGAAGAGGGAGGCUGAGGUUGUUGAUCUUCAAAUUCGUCUAGUUUCGCAGCAUCUCUUGACAAGACUACAUCGUAAAAGAUACGCCCGAAUCCAUGGAGCCUUAUUCGACGCCUGGGACAAGUACGAAGAUGAUGAGAUGACGACUUCCCAACUACUAAGACUGUGCAGCCACAUUACCGGAAUAGGAUCCAACAACAUCAACGACGGGAUUUAUGAGGACGAUUUUUAAGUGUCAUAUAUAUAAAAAAGUGAUGAAUAAAGAAUAAAAAAAUAUUGCUUAAUACUACGUAAAAGCAAUAGUGUAUACUCUGUAAUACUAUGCAUGAUUAUAAAGAGAUGAAUAAAGAAUUUAAAAAAUAUGCGUUGCUUAUUACUACAAUAAUAAUGGUAUAAAUUUUACCUUUUGUGAAUAUAGGUUGACAUUAGUAAAAAUAUGUUUUACAGGUUGUAUAAAUGUGUAUAUAUUUGUGUAAAUUUUAUAAAUUAUUCUUUUUUUCAGGUUUUACUUUCGUAUAUACGUAUAUAUAUUUAUUCAUGUAUAUGUAAAUAUAAUAAAACGUUUAAAUCAUAGUUUUAUAUCUAUUGAGUGGUGAAUAAAGAAUUAAAACAGAUUGUUGUUUAUUACAUAGAAAUCAUGACGUAUUCUUUUGAAUAAUAUGCAUACCUCAUAUUUGUUUAUAUAGAGAAAAAUAAAGUAUUUAAAAAAUAUGUGUUGUUUAUAAUAAUUACGUACGUGGAUUUCUUAUGUUUUUAUGCAUUGUUAUUAAUUCUUUCUCUUUCGAGCUUUGUUUUUUUAGUAUAUAUGUCGAUUUUAUUCCGAUUAAAGGCAUUUUUUUCAGCUUUAACUAUUUGUGUAUAUAUAGUUUAACAUAGAUUAUAAAAAUAAACUUGUGUGAAAUGUAAUUUGUGUUGACUCUUUAGUUUUUUUUUCAGGUUGUACAUAUAAACGUAUAUAUAUUUCUAUGAUAUUGUUUAUUCACUGAGAUCUUGUGUUAUUAUUUUAUGUAAAUAUCAUUAUUAUACUAAAGAAAAGAAUAAAAAAUAUGUUUAAAUUUUCAAUUUUUCUUGUCUUUAAUUGCAUGAAAAUGUGUGAUAAACCACACAUUAAAACCCGCGAUAAUUAAUGUGCCCAUUAUACAUUAUACAAUAGCUAUUGUUCACUAUAUAAAUUAAGUUAGCCGAAACCACUACCUGUUUUACUAUAUAAGAUCAGUUAGACAAACCGGUAGUUAGACGAAACCACUCCCACCCGCCAUUUACAACGUAACUCAAUGAUAAAAGACGGUGUAUUCCGAUAACGGAACAAAUCUCCACUUUUCGGAUAAAUAAUAAACGUUGAGUGUUCCGAGUGGAAACGGAAGUGGUGCAUGAAAUAUCGAAUGACACCUUUAAAACGGAAAAAAAAUGAAAGGAAUUUUUAACAACUUCCCCGUCCAUAGGCUUUGCCUUAUUUCAUAUUAGUUAAAAAUUCUUCUUAAAAUUGAUAUUAUUUUGAAAAUUACAUCCAUUGCCUAUAAAAACUGAUGACCAAAACAUUUCUAUCUUAACUAGGUCAUACUUCUAGGCGCACUUGAUUUUAAGCAACGGGAAUGGGCCAAAUAUAAUAAAUAGUGGACUCGGUUCCGCAGACACGGCCAUUUUUAUACUGAAAGGUUAUUUUACAUCUUAAACAUGUUUUAUAAAUUAUUAACAUCACUAAGUCCAGAUAAGAUAUAUUUUUUUUGCAAAUUUCAGGACUUCAAAUAAAUUUAAUGCACAUUCUUACUACAGUAUACAAACAUUUAUUUCCAAGCAGAGUAGCACACAGGAAACAUGUAACAGCAUUGGAAACAUACUUUUUUACCACUUGUAGGUAGUAAACACAGACAUAAAAAAUUAUUAUUGAAAGUUUUUUCAUCUAUUUAGUUAUGAUUUGUUCGAUUAAGAGUUUGGUAUUAUUUUAAACAAAAGAAUCAAGGUGAAAUGACUUGA
Molecule: messenger RNA, 3340 nt
Organism: Ruditapes philippinarum (Manila clam)
Lineage: Eukaryota; Metazoa; Mollusca; Bivalvia; Venerida; Veneridae
Exons: 2
Coding region: 1104-1598 (164 amino acids)
Source: RefSeq, a predicted model, not a curated record